Eimeria mitis is the source of this 1194-nucleotide messenger RNA. RefSeq lists its product as uncharacterized. The transcript is spliced from 5 exons. Bases 1 to 1194 code for a protein of 397 amino acids. The record is from RefSeq and is a predicted model, not a curated record. Lineage: Eukaryota; Apicomplexa; Conoidasida; Eucoccidiorida; Eimeriidae.
AUGGGGGUGGCCAAACAUACAGCGGCAACACUGGACCUGGAGCGAGGUGUAGUGAUGGAGAUGGUUGCUGCUGCUUUAAAACCCUUUCUCAUCGAUGGCUACCAACAAGAAGAAGAAGAACCCUUUGAUUUCGCCCGCGAUGAGUUGAUGCAAGAGGGGAGAGAGGAGGGGGCCCCAGCAGCAGACAGGGGGGCCCCCCCUUCCGGUACCUUUUCCCUGGGGGCCCCCAGCAUUGGGGGCCCCCCCCUCGCAGGGGCCCCCGAGGGUACCCACAGAGAAAAUAACAAAGAAGAGGAGCAGCACCAAACCCCAGCAGCAGCAGCAACAGCAGCAGCAGCAGCACAAGCACCAGAAUCAGCAGCACCACCAUCCCCCGAAGCAGCACCACCAGCAGCAGCAGAAGAAGCAGCAGCAGCAGAAGCAGCAGCAGCAGCAGCAGCAGCAGCAGCAGCAGAACAAACCCCAGCAGCAGCAGCAACAGCAGCAGCAGCAGCACAAGCACCAGAAUCAGCAGCACCACCAUCUCCCGAAGCAGCACCACCAGCAGCAGCAGCAGCAGAAGCAGCAGCAGCAGCAGCAGCAGCAGCAGAGUCCCCCUCUUCUUCUCCUAUUGAUGUAUUUGCUGAUCAAUACUUCGAUGCUCAGAUACCCUACACUGAAAUUAUAGAUGGUUACAGGCCGCAGGCCCUCACCUACAUAGACCCUUUCUUACACGCCACCUAUGCACUCACCCUACACACCACACACACACAGCAACGGGGGCACCCAGAGGGGGCCCCCGUUCCUCACGGGGGGCCCCCAGAGGGGGGCUCCCCUGCUGGUGGGGGGCCCCCAGAGGGGGGGCCCCCUGUUGAUGCGGGGGGCCCAGAGGGGGGGCCCCCUGUUGAUGCGGGGGGCCCAGAGGGGGCCCCCCAUGUUGAUGGGGGGGGCCCAGAGGGGGGGCCCCCUGUUGGUGGGGGCCCCCCUGUUGAUGGGGGGCCCCCUGCUGAUGGGGGGGCCCCUGUUGAUGGGGGGCCCCCUACUGAUGGGGGGGCCCCAAGAAGAGAGGGAAACACAUAUGGGGGCCCCCAAGAGGGGUACAACUCAGAAAGGGUACAGAGAGAAGGGGGGCCCCCACACGAGUCGGGGGGGCCCCCAUGCAGGACGCCCCCAGGGGGCCCCCCAAGUGGGGGGGCCCCUUUUAAAGAUUCAUAG